This is a messenger RNA of Mesocestoides corti, 1440 nucleotides long. The record is from the annotation of a GenBank genome assembly. NCBI's taxonomy places the organism in Eukaryota, Metazoa, Platyhelminthes, Cestoda, Cyclophyllidea, Mesocestoididae.
CGCUAUUUACGAAUAAUGACUGGGUUAGCUGCACAUCGUCUUGGUUUUUUUAGGAGUCAUGCAUCCGUGGGAUUUACAUUCAUUCGUCACUAUACAAAACUCUCCGUGAAAGAUAUAAAUCCUAAUAUGCGGAGGCUGGAGUACGCUGUAAGGGGCCCUAUCGUUCAACUUGCUAACGAACUUGAAAAAGGACUUUUGAGUGGCGAAAAAAAGGCAUUUGAUAGCAUAAUUAGAUGUAACAUCGGUGACUGUCAAUUCGCCGGCCAGACACCUAUAUCUUUUAUACGUCAAGUUAUUGCCGUUGCCAGUAACACGCGUCUGAUGGAUUCUCCUAUAAUUCCCGACGAUGCAAAAGAACGUGCUUUACGUUUUCUUCGAAGUGUGGGUGGCAGUGUUGGUUCGUACAGUCAAUCUACAGGCGUCGAAAUAGUUCGUGAAGAUGUAGCUCGUUAUAUUGAGCUACGAGAUGGCAUCCCCUCGUCUACAGAGGAUAUUUUUUUGACUUGUGGAGCUUCGGAGGCCGUAAAGUUUAUUCUUGAACUUGUUGCAACAACUAGAGAGGGCACGCAAAGGGCCGGCGUUAUGAUUCCCAUCCCCCAGUAUCCACUGUAUUCUGCUACGCUGAGUGAAUACAACAACUAUCAGAUUGGCUACUACUUAGACGAAGACAAGGGGUGGAGUCUCGGAACGGAGGAACUAAAUCAGCGCCUGGAAGAGUCAAAGAAGCAUUGCGAUCCUCGAGUGAUUGUUGUGAUCAACCCGGGCAACCCCACGGGGCAGGUGUUGACUAAGGAAAAUAUCGAGGCGGUGUUGCGCUUUGCACACAAAAACAACCUCAUGGUAGUUGCCGACGAGGUCUAUCAGCACAACAUUUAUGUCAGCGAUAGGCAGUUCCACUCAUUCAAAAAGGUUCUUCACGACCUCGGUGGUGAUAUUGCCAACGAGGUUCAACUCGCUAGUUUGAUGUCUGCCAGCAAAGGAUUUAUGGGAGAGUGCGGUUUUCGUGGCGGAUACUGCGAACUGGUUAAUUUCGAUCCGGAAGUUCGUAGGGAGCUGUACAAGUGUCUUUCAGCUCGUCUGUGUCCGCCUGUUCUUGGUCAGCUUGCCAUGAACGUGAUCGUAAAUCCGCCCAAGCCCGGUGAGCCUUCGUAUGAGACUUUCACCUCAGAGAAAGCCAAGGUCUUGAGCGACCUGGCCAAGAAGGCCAAACUCGUGGAGACUCUCUUCAACGAGUUACCAGGCUACAAGUGUCAGCCUGUCAUGGGCGCCAUGUACGCCUUUCCGCGGAUCGAACUUCCCGCAAAAGCCAAGGAGGCGGCUGAGCGUGCCAAUAUGCCCCCUGACACGUUCUACGUGACAAAGUUGUUAAAGAGCACUGGCAUCUGUGUUGUACCAGGAAGUGGUUUCGUUCAAAAACCCGGAACAUCUCACUUCCGGUAA